Mercurialis annua (annual mercury) is the source of this 2600-nucleotide messenger RNA. Its product is annotated as pentatricopeptide repeat-containing protein At5g52850, chloroplastic. The coding region runs from base 106 to 2424 and encodes 772 amino acids. Lineage: Eukaryota; Viridiplantae; Streptophyta; Magnoliopsida; Malpighiales; Euphorbiaceae. The transcript has a single exon. Gene Ontology annotation, biological process: RNA modification. The record is from RefSeq and is a predicted model, not a curated record. Gene Ontology annotation, molecular function: protein binding; RNA binding.
ACCAAGUGGACUUAGUCCACCUAAGAAUUUCUCGUGAUAUACUCAUGUAAAAGAUCACACCAAGGAUCAACGUUCCAACAACCUUUAAGAAAAUUCUGGUUAGCAAUGAGUCUAAUGACGCUGACUAAAACUGAAAUGAUAUGCAAAACAGCAACCACCUUUAUAAACAGAGCAGAACUACUCCACUGUUUCGAAGACAUUUGCUCAAAGAUCGCCUCAUUAUGCAACUCCAAGUCCCUAAAACAAGGCAUUUGCAUCCACACUCCCAUAAUCAAACUGGGUCUGCAAGACCAUUUAUAUCUAAACAACAAUCUCUUAACUCUAUACGCCAAAUGCUACGGACUUGACCAUGCACGUCACUUCUUCGACGAAAUGCCUUACAGAGACGUCGUGUCUUGGACCGGGAUACUCUCUGCUUACACUAAACAUGAACAACACGCAGAAGCUCUUGAUGUAUUCGAUUCUAUGAUUAUUUCCGGUGAAUGUCCGAAUGCAUUCACAUUCUCGAGUGUUUUGAGUUCUUGCUUUGCUUUAGGAGAGUUUAGUUAUGGGAGACGUAUUCAUGCUUCUUUAAUCAAGCUUGGGUUUGAAUCGAACCAGAUUUUGGGUUGUUCUUUGGUUAGAUUCUAUUCUUGGUUUGAUUCUACUGAGGUAGCUUGUAAAUUUUUUAGUUCUAUGGAGAGUAAGGAUGUGGUUUCGUGGACAACUAUGAUUGCUUCGUGCUUACAAGGUGGGAAGUGGACUCAGGGUUUGAGGCUUUAUAAGAGUAUGUUAAAUGCUCAGGUUUUUCCUAAUGAGAUUACUUUUGUUAAACUCUUGGCCGCGCCUUGUUUUGUUGGUUUACAUUAUGGGAAGUUGGUUCAUGGGAAUAUGAUAGUUUUAGGAGUUGAAUUGAAUUUGGCAGUGAAGACUGCGCUUGUUGAUAUGUACUCGAGAUGCCGGAGAAUUGAAGAUGCUGUUAAGGUCUCAAAGUUGACACCUGAAUAUGAUGUAUCAUUGUGGACUGUUGUGAUCUCUGCGCUGGCGCAGAAUAUGAAGUUCGACGAGGCUGUUGCUGCUUUUCAUGAGAUGGAGAUCUCAGGAAUCUUGGCUAAUAAUGUUACAUAUUUGAGUAUGUUGAGUAUUUGCAUAUCUAUUUUGUCGCUUGAUUUAGGAACACAGAUUCAUUGUAAGGUGGUCAGGAGUGGCUUGGAGAAUGAUGUUGCUGUUGGAAAUGCACUUGUUGAUAUGUAUAUGAAAUGUUCUUCUGCGGUAGAAUAUGGGUUGAGAAUUUUUAGAGGGAUGGAAUCCCCUAAUGUCAUCUCUUGGACAUCUUUGAUUUCUGGUUUUGUUGAACAUGGCUUUCUAGAGGAUUCUUUGAACUCGUAUAUGGAGAUGACGGCUGUAGGCGUUCAGCCAAAUUCUGUUACUCUCUCCGUCGUUCUUAGGGCCUGCAGUAGAUUGAAAUCUCGAGUUCAAACAUCGAAACUACAUGCAUGUAUAGUUAAGACCAACUCUGAUCAGGAUAUUGUGGUUGGUAAUGCUCUUGUAGAUGCUUAUGCUGGUUCCGGGAGCGUAGAUGAUGCAUGGCUUGUUGUACGAUAUAUGAAUCGCACAGAUGCCAUCACAUACACAUGUCUCGCAACAAGAUUAAAUCAGAUUGGCAAUCAUGAGCUUGCGUUAGAUGUAAUUAAUAUUAUGCUCAAUGAUGAUGUGAAGAUUGAUGGAUUUAGCCUAGCAUGCUUCUUGUCUGCAUCAGCCGGCUUGGGCAGAAUAGAAGCUGGAAAGCAACUUCAUUGUUAUUCUGUAAAAUCUGGUUUAAGCUUUUGCAUUUCUGCUGCAAAUGCCUUAAUAGACUUGUACGGGAAACACGGGCUAAUACACAAGGCACGUAGAGCAUUUGCAGAAAUAAUAGAGCCGGACGUUGUGUCAUGGAAUGGAUUGAUAUCGGGUUUAGCGAUGAAUGGGCAUAUCUACUCAGCGCUCUCUGCUUUUGAUGAUAUGAGGUUAACAGGAUAUAAACCUGAUGCCUUUACAUUCUUGUUAGUGCUUUCGGCUUGCAGGCAUGGAGGUUUACCGGACCUAGGUCUCCAGUAUUUCGAUUCUAUGAAAGAAAUGUAUGGUGUGGAACCACAGCUUGAUCACUAUACCUGCUUGGUUAACAUCCUCGGUCAAGCUGGCAGGCUAGAGGAGGCAAUGGAUAUUUUAGAUACUAUGCCUUUUAAGCCAGAUGCUUUGAUCUACAAAACUUUGUUGGCUGCCUGCAGGAUUCAUAGGAAUGUGCCUCUCGGAGAAGACCUAGCAAGGCGAGGGCUUGAGCUAAAUCCUUCAGAUCCUGCAUUCUACGGGCUGCUCGCCAAAUUGUAUGAUGUUUGUGGGCGAUUUGAUUUGGGUGAACAAACUCGCAGAUCAAUGCAAGAUAAAGCGCUGCUGAACACUGGUUAGGAUUGGAGCAGAUAAAAGCAAGAUUCAUCUCUUCCAUAAAGUUAUUUAGAUUCAGGUUAUUUCUAAAAAUUGGAAUCCUUAUGUCAUGAUAUCUUGAUGAUUAAAUCAAGAUUAUGUGUAGGAGCAGAAAAAGAACGCAUCUUCGCAUAUUUGACAUCACCAUUAAAUUCAGAAUC